GAAGACUUGUCAAGAAAGGUGAAGGUAAGCUGGCGAGUGACGUCACCACCACACCUGUAUAAAUGUCGCUAAUACGCGCCUCGCUUUGGCAGUCGGCAACGUUUCCCAAACUGUCAUCGCGUGCUCCAGUCAUCAACUAGUUCGAGAAAAAUUUUUUGAAAAGGCAAAAUGCCUGAAUCCGCCCAAUACUUGUCUAAAGAGAAAGAGGAGGAACUGCGAAAUAUUGCUAAUGCCAUCAUAGCUCCUGGCAAAGGGAUUUUGGCAGCCGAUGAAUCCGUUGGCACUUGUGGGAAAAGGUUGCAGGGAAUUGGUGUGGAAAACACAGAAGAAAACAGGCGAGCUUAUCGUGAAUUGCUGUUCACUGCCGACAAGUCCCUGGGAGAUCACAUCUCAGGUGUCAUCCUUUUUCACGAGACACUGUACCAGAAAACAAGCGAUGGUGUGCCCUUUGUACAGUGCCUGAAAGACAGAGGCAUCAUUCCUGGAAUAAAAGUAGACAAAGGUGUGGUUCCUCUUGCUGGAACAUUUAAUGAAUCCACCACACAAGGUCUGGAUGGUCUGGCUGAGCGAUGUGCUGAGUAUAAAAAAGCAGGCGCUCAGUUUGCUAAGUGGCGAUGUGUGCUCAACAUCGGCAAGAACACACCUUCUUACCUGGCCAUGCUGGAGAAUGCCAAUGUUCUGGCACGAUAUGCAAGCAUCUGCCAACAGAAUGGACUUGUGCCCAUCGUAGAGCCUGAGGUGCUGCCUGAUGGGGACCACGACCUGGCUGAAUCUCAGGCUGUCACAGAGCAGGUGCUGGCCUUUGUAUAUAAGGCCUUAGCUGACCACCAUGUCUUCUUGGAGGGAACAUUGUUAAAACCCAACAUGUGUACUCCAGGACAGUCCUGCACCAAGAAAGCUUCUCCCGAGGAGAUUGCUCGAGCCACUGUGACUGCUCUCGCUCGCCGGGUGCCUGCAUCUGUAGCUGGUGUUGCUUUCUUAUCGGGAGGACAGUCUGAAGAGGAUGCUACUCUUAACUUGAAUGCCAUUAACCAGGUCUCUGGCCGCAGACCCUGGGCUCUGACCUUUUCGUACGGCCGUGCCCUACAGGCCUCCGUGCUGGCUGCGUGGAGAGGAAAACCUGAAAAUGUUCCCGCUGCCCAGACCGAGCUGCUUAACCGUGCAAAGGCCAAUGGACAGGCUUCCUUGGGUACAUAUGGCGGUGGAUCUUCGGGGGCAGCUGGUGGAAAGUCUCUGUUUGUGGCUAACCAUGCAUACUAGACAUGCACUGCAGCAUCACAACUCUCUGUGCUUGAACUUAUUCCACUGUCCAGCCCAGCCUGCUGGUUUUUGGACCCACAGACCUUGAACUAUUCCAGUACCACAGUAGCUUUUUUCUUUUAUUCCUGGUGGAGUUAAGUCUUGUGCCCAAAAGACUUUAAUGUUUACAUUAUAUCAUCCCUAGCUGUUACAUUGUGGUUUUUGUCUUUCUUUGCUUGUUUUUAAAUUUUCACUUGUGAAAGAUUAGGAAAAGGGGAAUAGCCGAAUCCAGAUAUCUUUGGGAGUUUUUUUUUUUUCGCUGGAUAGGGGUGGACAACCACUGAGUAUGGGAGUUUGAAGCAAGCACAUGAGUUUUGGGAUGUGUUUCAUAUGUACUAGUUUUUGAAAGGAAGCAUUCUUAAGACUGGUCGUCUGACAGGACAGCAGCACGCACAGUGCACAGUGUGUUUAUGAGGAGAGAGUGUAAAUAUCAUCAUAAUGUCAUUUAAAGAAGUUAUGUGAUUUGCUCCCACCCAAAGUAGCUGCAGUCAGAUAAUCAAGGAGUUCAUGCCACUAACUUUGAUUAAGGUAUGUGUAUUGAACUAUGAAGAACUGCAUUAAUUUCAUGUGGAAAAUAUUUUAGCCUUGAGCCCUUCAGUUAGUUAAACUUACUUUGUUGUACAAAACAUGGGACACUGAGACAUCUGCGUGUAAUGCACUUGUCUUAAGCGCCUCAUGUUGACUCUUUUUUUUCCUCUUCGAUAGAUGAGAUAACAUCAUACCACUUAAUGGAAAUAACUGCCUACAUUUACUGUGUUAUUAACCUGUAUAAUGUGAAAGGCUUCUAACUUGUGAAUUAAGUGCUAAUAAUGACAGAUGGAAAGAUCAUAGAAAUGAUUGAAGACUAGGAGGGGUUUAAAAAAAAAUGAUUGGUUGUUCUGUUGAGACCUGUGUACAGCUGCCUAGAUACCUUUUGGCUUUUUGCAUCCUUAAUGAAAUAAAUUUCCAUUCAACAAUCAA
Pomacea canaliculata is the source of this 2259-nucleotide messenger RNA. RefSeq names its product fructose-bisphosphate aldolase-like. NCBI's taxonomy places the organism in Eukaryota, Metazoa, Mollusca, Gastropoda, Architaenioglossa, Ampullariidae. The record is from RefSeq and is a predicted model, not a curated record. Gene Ontology annotation, molecular function: fructose-bisphosphate aldolase activity. The transcript has 8 exons. Gene Ontology annotation, biological process: glycolytic process; fructose 1,6-bisphosphate metabolic process. The coding region runs from base 169 to 1260 and encodes 363 amino acids. Gene Ontology annotation, cellular component: cytosol.